Molecule: messenger RNA, 1467 nt
Organism: Myripristis murdjan (pinecone soldierfish)
Lineage: Eukaryota; Metazoa; Chordata; Actinopteri; Holocentriformes; Holocentridae
Gene: angptl6
Product: angiopoietin-like 6
Exons: 6
Coding region: 1-1467 (488 amino acids)
Biological process (GO): blood coagulation
Source: RefSeq, a predicted model, not a curated record
AUGGAGAAGACACUGACGAUAGGUCUGAUUCUCUUCCUAACACUGGGUCUGGGCCUACCAGAAGCUGGGGGACGGAAGGAGGGGCCCCAUGGGGAGAACGCGCAGAAACGGCCCUCACGUUCUUCAGAGAUGAAAUCAGGUCGUUGCUCAUACACCUUCAUUGUUCCACAGCAAAAACUGACGGGGGCACUGUGUGUAAAAACGGAGUCAGGUGCUGCCAACCACUCUGAGGUGGCAGCGUUGCGGGCAGAGCUUAAACGGCAGCAGGAGCUGCUGGAGAAGCUCCGGGAGCAGCUGGAGCAAGAGGGGUCUCUUGCCAUGGAGGUGAGAGCCCUUCGCAAGGAGAGUAACAGCAUGAAUGCCCGCAUUGCCCAGCUCUAUGCCCAGCUGCUGCAUGAAGUUAUCCAUAAAAAAGAUCAGGCUUUGGAGCAGCGAAGGGUUGAAAACCUUCUGCUAAAUGCUACUUCACAGGCACUGCAGGUAUCAAGUAAUUACAGGGAGCUGGAGAAGAAGUACGGAGCACUCACCUCCACGAUGAGCUCCCAGAACCAGCUUAUUGCCCGUCUGGAGAAGCAAUGCCAAUGCAGGAACACUACCCCAUCAUCACUGGUAACCACCGAGCCACCAAGAACGCAGUCUAAUGUACAACCUAAUUACAGCUCUGAGGCCAACGAAAUGACCAAUGACGUUCAAAGGGACCAGAGUGCCCUUCCACCACAGCAGGACAACACAAUGGGAGGCAAUGCCUUCCCCACCACCACAGCCAACACACCUACAGAUCCCCCUUUUAUUAGCUUCCCUGUCACAAAGACCCCAGGACCCUGGCGGGACUGCCAACAUGUGUUUGAUUCGGGUGAGACCACCAGUGGGAUCUACCUGCUCCGCCCACAAAGUGCCAACCGACUCCUGCAGGCCUGGUGUGAGCAGAGUCGAGCUCAGGGAGGCUGGACGGUCAUUCAAAGGAGACAGGAUGGAUCAGUCAACUUCUUUAGGACCUGGGAGCAGUAUAAGCAAGGCUUUGGGAAUCUGGAUGGAGAGUACUGGCUUGGGUUGGAGCACCUCUACUGGCUGACCAAACAGGCCAACUAUAAGUUACGUGUGAUUCUGGAGGACUGGCAGGGACGGCAGGUGUUUGCUGAGUAUGAUAGCUUCCACCUAGAGCCAGAGAGUGACUGGUACCGUCUGCGGUUGGGGGAAUACCAUGGCAAUGCAGGGGACUCGCUCUCGUGGCAUAACAACAAGGCCUUCACAACUCUGGAUCGGGACAAAGACAGCUACUCAGGUAACUGUGCUCAUUAUCAGAAGGGAGGCUGGUGGUACCACAUGUGUGCGCACUCCAACUUAAACGGUGUGUGGUAUCGAGGUGGACACUACCGCAGCCGCUACCAGGAUGGGGUCUACUGGGCGGAGUUCCACGGAGGGUCUUACUCUCUUAAGAGAGUUUUCAUGAUGAUCAAGCCUACAUAA